This is a messenger RNA of Cladocopium goreaui, 597 nucleotides long. The record is from the annotation of a GenBank genome assembly. Lineage: Eukaryota; Dinophyceae; Suessiales; Symbiodiniaceae.
AUGGCCUCGGCCAAAGAUCUGUUAGGUGGAGAUCAAGAUCUACUGGCAGAGUUCGGCUCAGAGCAGAACCGCAACAACAAGAAUACCUGGAGGAGUUGGGAUCCAGGACCCAAGCAAAAAAAGGCCACAGACGAUGGGCCCGUCUUCAGUCCCAAGGCGGAGCCGGCGGAGCGUGGCGGAGCCAUGGGAGAGUCGAUGGCGGAGCUGGAAGGUCUUUGCGAUACCCUGGGCGUGGAGGUCAAGGAAAAAGUCUUGCAGCAGUGGCGUCCCUACAGCGGACGGCUGCCCAUCGGUACUGGGAAGGCGGAAGAGAUGCGGCAGCAGGUCAAGUACGAUCCCGAAGUCGGCGUGGUGGUUUUUGACCAGGACAUGUCUUACCGGAUGCUCAUGACCCUCAAGGGUCGUAUUGCGUCGCUUGGUCGGUGUGAUCUUGGACAGGACCUCGCUGAUUCUGAGGACAGUCGAGCCUCGAGCAAUCUCGAGUCGGGCAGGUUGAUUUUCGCGCAGCGAGCGCGAACCAAAGAAGCCAAGCUCCAAGUGAAGCUUCUUGGCACCGUUCCGGCCUUCAGCGUGGGAACGGCCUUGUUUCGACUGUAA